AUGACGAACCCUUACCAAUACUCUUAUCCAAUCUACAUAGUAGAUCCAAUAUGUCUUCGUGAAGUUUCAGAAGCAGUGAAGCAGGGAGACAACAAAGGUAUUCUAAGUUGUAUUCCGGAUGAAGACAGACCACAGGACAAGGAAGGAAGAUAUCAGAGCAGACUUGAGCUAGAUAACAGAGUGAGGAAGUGGGACUCGAUUCGUUACGGCAGAUCGGGCAUUUUAUCUCGGGGUCUUCAAUGGACCAGAUAUCCUUCCCAAUUAACUGCUACCAAAGAAAUCUCCUUUUAG
Messenger RNA from Nezara viridula (southern green stink bug), 291 nucleotides. NCBI's taxonomy places the organism in Eukaryota, Metazoa, Arthropoda, Insecta, Hemiptera, Pentatomidae. The record is from the annotation of a GenBank genome assembly.